AUGAACCCCGCACUUUCCAAGUUCAUCCUCAAAGCUACCCCUUCAUCCAUCCUCAACCCAGAGCCCGAAAUGAACACCGCAAUCCCUCUCAACACCGGCGCCACAAUCCCCGCCCUCGGCCUGGGGACGUGGCAGUCUGCGCCCGGUGAAGUCAAGAAGGCCGUGAUCCACGCCAUUGAGGGCGGCUACAGGCACAUCGACUGCGCCUACUGCUACCAGAACGAAGACGAGGUCGGCGAGGCGCUGCAAGACGUCAUCUCGCGGGGCAUCGUGAAGCGCGAGGAACUGUUCAUCACCAGCAAGCUCUGGUGCACAUUCCACACCCGUGCUGAGGAGGGGCUUCAGAAGAGCUUGGAUCUGCUCAAGACACCCUACGUUGAUCUCUACCUCGUGCACUGGCCGGUGCCCAUGAACCCCAAUGGAAACCACCCCCUGUUCCCCAAGCUCGAGAACGGUGAUCGUGACCUCGACCGCUCCAUCACACACGUCGACACAUGGAAGAACCUCGAGAAGCUGAUCCAGGCCCACCCUGAGAAGGUCAAGGCUAUCGGCGUCGCCAACUACUCCGUCAAGUACCUCGAGAAGCUGCUCGCACAGGCUACCAUCACCCCUGCCGCCAACCAGAUUGAGAACCACCCUCUGCUGCCCCAGCAGGAGAUCGUUGACUUCUGCAAAGAGAAGGGCAUUCACAUCACCGCAUACAGCCCGCUCGGCAGCACAGGCUCGCCGCUAUUCAAGGAUGAGGGUGUCAUCGCUGUCGCCAAGAAGCACGACGUUGCUCCUGCUACCGUUCUGCUUUCUUACCACCUGGCUCGCAACUCUUCCGUCCUCGCCAAGUCCGUAACCCCGUCGCGCAUCGAUGAGAACCGUAAACUCAUCUCACUCGACAAGGACGACAUCGAGAACCUUGAGGCAGUCCAGAAGAAGAACGGUCCUACGAGAUAUGUCUACCCGCCGUUUGGCGUUGAUGUCGGCUUUGCUGAUAAGCCUGGUGGCAUUGACCUCUCUGGUUGA
Messenger RNA from Ascochyta rabiei, 1014 nucleotides. RefSeq lists its product as uncharacterized. Gene Ontology annotation, molecular function: aldose reductase (NADPH) activity. Gene Ontology annotation, cellular component: cytosol. The record is from RefSeq and is a predicted model, not a curated record. The transcript has 3 exons. Lineage: Eukaryota; Fungi; Ascomycota; Dothideomycetes; Pleosporales; Didymellaceae. Bases 1 to 1014 code for a protein of 337 amino acids.